Messenger RNA from Actinia tenebrosa (Australian red waratah sea anemone), 3035 nucleotides. RefSeq names its product ras-related protein Rab-13. Gene Ontology annotation, molecular function: GTPase activity; GTP binding. Lineage: Eukaryota; Metazoa; Cnidaria; Anthozoa; Actiniaria; Actiniidae. The record is from RefSeq and is a predicted model, not a curated record.
GUUCAUAUUUUAAAAAUGGCGCCGGAAGAGUUUCGCGUCUCCGCGAACGGGAAACACUCAUGAAUAUUAUUCAUAGUUUGUGUUUCUAAGCACUCAUUGUACGCUGAACCUUCACCUAGACGUAUAGAUGAAUGCGUUAAGAGAUUCGUCUUUCAAMAUUUCAAUAACAACACACUAAAAAUGACCAAAAAUUACGACCAUCUCUUUAAAAUUAUCCUAAUCGGAGACUCUGGAGUUGGGAAGACUUGUAUUCUCUGCCGCUUUGCUAACGACGAAUUUAACAAGUCCCAUAUCUCAACGAUAGGUAUCGAUUUUAAGAUGAAAACUUUACUCGUCGAUGGCAAACGGAUAAGAAUACAGAUGUGGGAUACUGCUGGACAGGAAAGAUAUGAAACAAUCACCACACAGUACUACAGAAGGGCACAGGGGAUCAUUUUAGUAUAUGAUAUUACAAGAUUAGAUACUUUCCAUAAUAUUAAAAAAUGGUUGCGAUAUGUUGACGAGCAUGCCAAUAAUAAUGUACAGGUAUUAUUACUGGGUAAUAAAUGUGAUGUGGAAAAUCAAAGAAUAGUAUCAAAAGAAGUCGCUGUUAAGUUAGCAACAGAAAGAAAUAUACAGUUUUAUGAAACUAGUGCCUAUACAAACACAAAUAUAGACGAAGCAUUCAGAGAUAUAUGCAAGAAGAUACUUAAUGACAUAGAAGUCAAUCAGAAUGGCAGUCCUCUCAGAGGAGGGCCAGAUAUACGAUCGAGUGCAAUUUUUCUCGACACCAAAAAAGAAGUUCUAAAGGAGAAUCAAUGUUGUYCUGUCACAUGACUCACUGUCAUAUAAGUACUAUAUAAUACAUAUGUUAUUAAUAUUAUUAACAAUAACCAUUAACAGAUUGGUCAUUAAUAUUUAAGAGUACAUAUGUCCCUAGAUCCGGCCCCUCCCCUUCCAACACUAACAACAAUAUGGRCCUUGUCACAUGGUGCCAUUAGAAUAAAAAUAUUUGCUUAAGCAGGCAUAGCCCCAUCCUAAAACUUGAACAUGAGGCCAAAUGGGGAAAAUCUACAUGUAUUGCCCCAGUGGGCUGCACAGUGAUAUUUUUCAUUUAAAAAAUCCAUUGACUGGAAUUUCAGGCAACUGUCUUAUGACACCAUCUUCCUUUUCCGUAACAAAAUAUUUUUUCAUUGCUAUCUUGUUACAUCAACCAACAUAGCAGCCAAUUCAAUGUUUUUUUAUUUUCAUUUUUUUAUUUUUUGAAUGGUAUAUGUGGCCAACCUAAGUCAGCCCCACAGAAGGGUAAUUAUAAUAGUACAMACCCUCCCCCCAAGGGGUACCACACCCAUCACCCAUGUCUCACCUCAUACAUAAUCAAUGACCUAAGUCCUUAAGUACUUAAUAAGAUGUCAAGAAAUUUUAAAAUUGCAYGAAUAUCAAGAAAAUUAUAAGAAAUAAUUUAUUAUGAGUCUAAAAUGUAAAAAAUUGUUCUCAACUUAAUGAACCUCGAUGCCAUUGCAGAAAGUAUGCAAAAAUGUUUCAUACUCUCAUACAAGGCAACUGAACUCAUUACUCUAGAACAAAGAUGAGUUACAUAUCAAUACUGAGUUAAAAUAAGGCAUUUAUUUGUUAGAAGGGGAAUGUCAAAACUGCAGGUCCAAUAUCAGACUAUAUAUAUAUAUAUAUAUGUAGUGCAUACAUACACUGAAUUGCAGAAAUGUUGUAGUAUACAUUUAUACAAAUAUCUAAUGAGAUGCAUAAUGCAAAAUAACCUUUUUCAGUGCUUAAAAACAACUGAUUAAUAAACUGUACGAUCUAAUAGACAAAAAAAAAUAUUUUGAUAGUCAUUGAAUGAAACAAACAAUAAAUAAAGCGAUUUUUCAUAUUUUGCAUAUCAUUAAAUAUACUGAAUAAAUUAGAUGUAUGUAUAAUAAUGUAUACUACAACCUUUCUGCAAUCGAGUGUAUAUGCUCCYUUCCUAUAAUAUUUAUAAUAUUUUACCAAAACCUAUUUUUUACCAAAAACUUUUGUAUGUCCUUUACUCAUUUUCUAACCCCUAAAAAAGUCUUCACAACAGUACAGUCUUGACAAUCCUCAUCUGUUUUAAUAAAUGAAAGCCACCCUUUACUCUGAAUAGAAGCAAUGCUUAGAAAUGAAAACUGAGCUCUGAGUGCUUAUUUUGUACAUUAUAGUAAACAAGAGUGUGAACUUCAGGGUUGAAACCAGUGAAAUAGUUGGAAAACACAAUGCUGAACAAUCAGAAUAAUUUUUCAUUUCUUUCAUAGCUCUUGAGUAUUUUUUUUAUUUUGCAAAUAGAGUGAAGUCGUUAAACCCAUGAAAUAGAUAUUAGACUAAUACACAUUAGUAGACCUGAACUCCACUGUUUCCUUUUGUAUCUAUUUGACUAUUACAUGUUGACUAGUAAUUUUUAUUUCACAAGUUUAAUGCCUUCACUCUAGUUAAUAGCGUUUUUAUAAAUAUUUGUUAUGAAUAAACACAGUAAUAUAUUCAAACGUACUUCUAAAUAAUAUGUUGUCUAAUUGUUUGAAGCAACUAGUCCAGUCAAAUAUCCAUACCUAUAAAAGAAAUGGAAAGGGGUUSAGAGGGACAGAACGAAAUAUAUUUAGAACUUUGUGAAAAAUUACGAAGGAAGGCAUACAGGAUUAAUACCCAAUUUAGGAUUUGACAACCACAAACUAGCUACAUGUUGGUUUUAUCAUUUAAAAAAAGCCUAAAAGACAUUUUAAAACAAAUUUUGUUGUGAACACUACAUAAAAAACACUUUGACUACUUUACUGUAACACCUGGGAUAAGAAAAUAUAAACUGCUAAAGCUGCAAGGAGCAUUUGAAGAAAUUUGACCCAGUCUAUUCAGCAAAAAUUUUUAUUGUCCGUAAUCUGUAGUGUUGCUUGAAUAAGGUAAUACCUCUCCAUGAAGGAGGUAUGGAUAUUUUAUAGGACCAUUCAUUACCAUUAGUAUCAGAAAACAUACUGCCCACAAGAUGAAACGAUCUUGCUUUGCAAAGAGAAAUAAAACAUAUUUACUUUUUAAAA